AUGUUUAAGAAGGUCCUGGGAUAUAUCUUGGACUUUGGGGACAAAUGGAUAUUUACGUCAUUGAUCCAAAAGCAGGACAAAUUUCUUGCUGAAGCUACUAGUGAGUCAAUUUAUCGAGAUUUAGACAAAAUUCUUCCUACUCGAGAUUCAAUAGACGAAAAAGAGCGUUUAUCCGCAAUAUUUGAGCAGGACUGCGUUAAAAGCCCGUCCGGAGAAAAAUACUGGAACGUAGAGAGUCUGAAAAGGUUCAUACAGCGAACUUAUUCUGAAGCCGUGAUCUCUGGCGCUGGAGUUCAGUUGCUCUGGAGGAGUUUCCACUUUUUCGCCUAUUGCCCAUUCCCUCAAGACCCGCAGGAUGGAAGAGUCAAUUUUAAUGCAUUUUUACGAGCGACAAAUAUGAUAGUUUUCCAGGCGGAUAAACAUUUUGGUGAUUUCAACCGCUCUUGUGCUGGUUGGGGGCAUGAACCUGAAUUCCACGAGAAGGCUUCCUUUAGACGGAUACUUAGAAGCAUUGGAGUCCCAGUGAAAGCUAUAUCGCAGCCAGAAAAGCACCAGGCAGAGAAGCACCAAGCUGUGGUAACUUCUACACCAACGGAAUCGACUUCUAUAUUAUGGGAUAUUGUGGAUUCUUUAGCAAUUGGAAUACCAGGCUUUUGCGAUUUGACCAUUCCCCAAGAAGAAAUCGAAGAAGCGGCUCCGAGAAUACGGGAGGAAUUUGCUACAUUUAUGAGAAGGAAGGUUAAUCGGGAAGAAAUGUCAAUACUCAUAAGCUUAAUACUACGUGUGAGAUUGGUAAAAGAGAAAUGGCUGUACUUUGCUAUGGGCGAGAUUGCGGAGACCAACCCUGAAGGGGAGACGUUAACGUUAUCCUUGGUCAAUAGCUUGAUUGACGGAGAAGAGUUUCCCCUGGACCAAUACACCAGAGUGGCAGACAUUCUGCCUUACCUUGAUAUCAAAUUCUAUCAAUUGUGGGCCGUCCUCUUCCAGCCUUCAGGACCUAGUACCGAACCGAAAUCACCUAGAUCUGCACCAGCCUAUGUUUGUGGAGCUAUUUCUCUGUUUCUUCCACAAUGGGGGAACACUCAUCGUGAUUUAUACGAUUACAGUGAGGAAAGCAAUGUUAUUUUGUUUGAGAGUUCGCGUAUUCCACCAUCAGUUCCGCAUGAUACAACCAUGGUGCGCCUAGUUCAGGCUCUAUUCGGCCAUCCAGACCCCCAAGUCGUCUUAUUCGGUAGCGAGGCAAAAGGGAAAACCCCAAAAACCGUUAUUGGUGCAUAUAUUCCUUGUCCGAUAUGCUCUGCCUACGAUGAAGACACACAUCGUUUCAAAAUGUCAUUGGUCCUUUUCCAACUUCAGCCUGUCUUCCGGACCAUUCGCUUAGGAAAACCUGUCAUUUCCAUUACACCAUCGAACAAACCGAGAGAGAAGACAUCCCUGGUGGAAAUGGUGGAACGUGAAGGAUCACCUAACAUUCCCUACUGUAUAGGUGCCGGGACCAGCAACGAUGGAGCCAGCAUCAGAGUGAACCCUGAGAAGGGGACGGCAACUCUUGUCAGCGGUGGUCGGCAGUGGAAUGGAGACUUCGGAAAUGGCAAAGCUGAAGAUGAUCAAUUGGAUAGUUGGGAGGUUACCGUACAUGACCCCUGGAUGGAGAUGUAUACGGCGAACGAGAGAGAGAGGCAUUGUUCCGACAAACUCACAAUGGUGACGGGCAAGGAACUGGAGAAAUUGAGGAAGACAAUUGUUGAAGAGGUCAAGUACAAGGACGAGAAGUUGCGUUGUGCCGUUCUUCACUCAGCGUACCGGCAGGACUAUAAGCUUCUACCUGAUGCGAACAAUAACCUCCAUACUACCUUCUGGGUCCUGCCGGACGAUGAGGACGAUAAGGACGAUGAAGGCGCUGAGUGA
Molecule: messenger RNA, 1908 nt
Organism: Nannizzia gypsea CBS 118893
Lineage: Eukaryota; Fungi; Ascomycota; Eurotiomycetes; Onygenales; Arthrodermataceae
Exons: 4
Coding region: 1-1908 (635 amino acids)
Source: RefSeq, a predicted model, not a curated record